AUGUUUUUAUUAUUUAUAUUAUCUUUCGUUGUCGUUUUCCCUUUUUUUAUUCUUUUUUACUUUCUCUGUUGCUUCUUUCUCUGCCAUUCUUGCCUUUUUCCCUUUCUUUCUUUCUUAAUUUCUUUCUUUCUUUCCGUCUUUCUUUCUUUCUUUCCGUUUUUCUUAAUUUUUUUCUUUCUUUCUUUCUUUCCGUCUUUCUUAAUUUCUUUCUUUCUUUCUUUCUUUCUUUCUUUCUUUCUUUCCGUUUUUCUUAAUUUCUUUCUUUCUUUCCGUCUUUCUUUCUUUCUUUCUUUCUUUCCGUUUUUCCUAAUUUCUUUCCUUCUUUCUGUCUUUCUUUCUUUCUUUCUUUCUUUCUUUUCUUUCUUACUUUCUUUCUUUCUUUCUUUAGUUUUCCUUUUUCUUUCUUUCUUUUUUUUCUUUGUCUUUCUUUCUUGCUUUCUUUUUUUUCUUUGGCUUUCUUUCUUUUUUUUUUCUUUGUCUUUCUUUCUUUUUUUUUCUUUGUCUUUCUUUCUUGUUUUCAUUUUUUUCUUUGGCUUUCUUUCUUUUUUUUCUUUGUCUUUCUUUCUUGCUUUCUUUUUUUUCUUUGGCUUUCUUUCUUUUUUUUUCUUUGGCUUUCUUUCUUGCUUUCUUUUUUUUCUUUGGCUUUCUUUUUUUUUUUUUUUGUCUUUCUUUCUUGCUUUCUUUUUUUUUUUUUUUUUUUUUCUUUGUCUUUCUUUCUUUUUUUUCUUUGUCUUUCUUUCUUGCUUUCUUUUUUUCUUUGGCUUUCUUUCUUUCUUUUUCUUUGUCUUUCUUUCUUGCUUUCUUUUUUUUCUUUGUCUUUCUUUCUUUCUUUCUUUUUCUUUGUCUUUCUUUCUUGCUUGCUUUUUUUCUGUACACUGCUCUACUUUCUUUUAUCUCCAUUUACAAAGUUCGUCCAUCUUUUUUUUACUAUAUAUCUUCUUUCAAUUAAUUGAUUAUCAUCUGUUUUUCUUUCUUUCAUUUCAUUAUUUUUCAUUUUUUUUCUUUCGUCCUUUCUAUGAGCAUUGUUUAUCGUCGCAUUUUUCUUCUUUUUUUUUCAAUCUUUAUUUUCUUUCAAUUCGUUAUCUUUCCUUCCUUCUUUAUUCGUCUUCGAUUUUCAUCUCCUUCAUUUUCUUCAUUUUUCUUUCCUACUUUUUCUUUCAUUUAUUUUCAUCCUUCAUCUUUUCAUUUCUUUUAUUCUUUUAUCGUCUAUUAUUAUCAUUUAACUUAUUUCUUUCGCACUUAUUUUCUUUCUUUCCCUUUUUCAUAAUAUGUUUCCUUCGUUCUUUCGCUUAUUCCUUUUUCUUUCUUUAUUUCCGUAUCCUUUGUUUCUCAUUCUCCUUUAUCUUUAUAAUUUUUCUUCUUUUCUAUAAAAUUCAAGAUUUCUUUUUUAUUUAUUUUUUACCUUUUACUCUCUUUCUUCCUUUCUUUUUUCAUCCGUUCUUUCUUUUUCAUUUGUAUAAUAUUCUUUUUUCUUUCUUUUUCUUCCUUUCUUUUUUCUUCUUUCUUUUUUCCUUCUUUCUUUUUUUUCUGAUUUUUCCGUAUUCUUCCUUUCUCAUUGUUUCUAUCACUAUCAUUUUUCUUCUCUUCUAUGAGAUUCAACAUUUCUUUCUUUAUUUCUUUCUUACCUUUGACGUUCUUUCUUUUUUUCUUUCUCUCUCUUUCUUUCUUUCUUUGUGUUUUCAUCCUUCCUUUCUUUUUCAUUUCUAUAAUAUUCUUUCUUUCUUUCGUUCUUUCUUUCUUUCUUUCUUUUUAUUUUUUUUUGUCUUCAUUGUUUACAUCGUCAACUAUCGCUUUGCUAUUAGAAAAUUCUUCGAAUUUUUUCUCUCCAGAUUAUUCAUAUCAUCGUUGAUUUUUUUUUACUUUUCUUUCAAUUCUUCAACCUUUUUUUCGAACUUCUCUCUUUGUCUACGUGUCUUUCUCUCUCUCUUUUUCUCUCUCCCUCCCUUUCUCUUUCUCUCUUUCUCGCAUUCGUUCUUGAAAUUUCCCACCAUUAUUCUGAAGCCUUUAUCAGGUAGCCUCAGGAUUGUAAAAAUCUAUCUAUCUCUCUAUCUAUCUAUCUAUCUAUCUAUCUAUCCAGAUGUUCUUUAUCUAUCUAACGAUCUAAGUUUCUUUCUUUCUUUCUUUCUUUCUUUGCUUUCCUCGAUUCAUAUCUAUCUAUCUAUCUAUCUAUCUAUCUAUCUAUGUAGAUGUAAUUUAUCUAUCUGUCUGUCUAUCUAUCUAUCUAUCUAUCUAUCUAUCUAUUUAGAUGUAAUCUAUCUAUCUAUCUAUCUAUCUAUCUAUCUAUCUAUCUAUCUCAGCCUCUGUUUAUUAUCAAUCAAGCUAUCUCUCUUUCAUUCCUUAUUUCUCUCUUUCUAUCUCUGUCUAUCUAUCAUUUCCUGUUUCUCUACAUUCUUGUUUCCCGUCGCACAAAACUUCUUUUUUGCGCACACGAAAACUACUACUCAUCGUCUAUUAUCUAUCUAUCUAUCUAUCUAUCUAUCUAUCUAUCUAUCACUGCCUCUUAUCUAUCUCUCUAUCCCUCUAUCUGAAUCUAUCUAUCUAUCUAUCUAUCUAUCUAUCUCAAUCUAUUUUUAUCAAUCUCAAUCUUUUCUUAUCUAUCUAUCAUUCUCAAUCUAUUUUUAUCUUUUUCAACCUUUUCUUAUCUAUCUAUCUAUCUAUCUGUAUUAUUUUUAUUCUACUUCGCACGAAUCCUUUCUGCUCCUGACAAGUGAACGUAUUUCUAUCGCUUUUGAAUGUCGUCAGUAUCUUUCUUAA
Molecule: messenger RNA, 2754 nt
Organism: Acanthosepion pharaonis
Lineage: Eukaryota; Metazoa; Mollusca; Cephalopoda; Sepiida; Sepiidae
Source: the annotation of a GenBank genome assembly